Messenger RNA from Mucor velutinosus, 363 nucleotides. RefSeq names its product Histidine biosynthesis bifunctional protein hisB (gene HIS7). Bases 1 to 363 code for a protein of 120 amino acids. NCBI's taxonomy places the organism in Eukaryota, Fungi, Mucoromycota, Mucoromycetes, Mucorales, Mucoraceae. Gene Ontology annotation, molecular function: asparagine synthase (glutamine-hydrolyzing) activity. The transcript has a single exon. The record is from RefSeq and is a predicted model, not a curated record.
AUGGGUAACUUUGAAGACUCGGUAUGGCAUGUUGAACAAUAUCACUACUUCAAUCUGAACAGUGUUGCAAAUUUCAUGCUGUCAAACAAGGUGCGUGAUCAAGGCAACAAGGUUGUUCUGACUGACGAAGGUUCUGAUGAGCAUUUUGACAGAUAUAUUCACUUUCAACAAGCCAACUACCUGCUCGAGCCUGGUCUCUCGGUAUCUGAUGGCAUUGAACUACUCUCUGACCAAGAACGUCAAAAGAAGCUCAACAUAUUUAACAACCAAGAAGAGUUCAAAAAGUACACCAAAACCGACUUUAUUGGGCACGAAGACGGCACCCAUCGUAAACUGCUCAAUAUUAGUUUGGCGUCUCUCUAG